Molecule: messenger RNA, 596 nt
Organism: Spirometra erinaceieuropaei
Lineage: Eukaryota; Metazoa; Platyhelminthes; Cestoda; Diphyllobothriidea; Diphyllobothriidae
Source: the annotation of a GenBank genome assembly
AUGACUCCACUCCUCACACGUGUGGGGUUGGAGAUGGUAUUGGAAAUCUUAACGCGGACCGCAACGAAUGGAAGAACUUCUUCUCUGCGAUCAAAGCUGUCUACGGUCCGCCGACGAAGGGCACCGCUCCUCUCCUCAGCGCCGACGGCAACACUCUCCUGACUGAGAAAACGUAAAUCCUGCAGCGAUGGGCCGAGCAUUUCCGAGGCGUCCUCAACCGCCCCUCCGUCAUCUCCGACGCCGCCAUCGAGCGUUUGCCGCAAGUGGAGACCAACGUGGACCUCGACCUCCCGCCAUCCCUCCAGGAGACCAUCAGGGCCGUGCAGCAGCUCUCCAGCGGGAAAGCACCCGGAUCGGACGCGAUCCCUGCUGAGGUCUACAAGCACGGAGGUCCCCAACUCAUGGAUCACCUGACUGCUCUCUUCCAAGAAAUGUGGCGUCAAGGUGAAGUCCCGCAAGAUUUCAAAGACGCAAGCAUCGUGCAUCUCUACAAGCGCAAAAGGGAAUUGCCAAGUCUGCGACAAUCACCGCGGCAUCUCCCUGCUGAACAUCGCCGGGAAGAUCUUCGCACGAAUCCUCCUCAACCGCCUCAAUAA